This is a messenger RNA of Somion occarium, 1677 nucleotides long. The record is from the annotation of a GenBank genome assembly. Lineage: Eukaryota; Fungi; Basidiomycota; Agaricomycetes; Polyporales; Cerrenaceae.
AUCGUCGUUCACGGUUGACGUUACCGAGGUCUUUCUUUCUACCAUCUUUCCCGAGUUCCUCGGAUCGGAGAUUUAUUUCCAAAGCUGGGGUCAAUAGUGGCCUCGAAUAAACUUUGACCUUCUAAACACGACAUUCGAACCUCCAAUGGACUUUACUGAAAUUUACAAGCAGUCUAGUGGCAUCGUUGCCUUCAGUCCUGGAGCCCACUUCGUUCUAACGGCAGUGCAGGACAGAGUCGUCAUCCGGCGCGCAGACACAUUCCAAAUUACUCGAACCUGGCUUUCGUCUUCAGAUGCGCAGUCAUCCCAGGUCUCAUCCAGAUCUCAGGGCUCUGCCAAAUCCCAGCCGGUUCAACCGGACGCGUGGAUUACUCACGCAAGUUGGUCCAACGACUCGGAAUAUCUUUUGGCUGCAUGUGCAAAACGAGGUGUUGUCAAUAUUUUCAAGCUACGGGAUGAGUCAUGGAAUGCACGAGUGAAUGUCGGCACGGAAAGUCUUGUAAAGGCAGAAUGGGCACCAGACGGUAGAUCGAUAUUGUGUUUUUCUUCAUGGGGUCUCAGAGUUACGAUUUGGUCUCUCAUUACAGGCACAUGCACAUACAUCCAAUAUCCAUUGCACCCAGAUCGAGGCUAUGGAUUUCGCCCCGAUGGCCGCUAUCUCAUCAUUGCUGAGCGACACAAGUCCAAGGAUACCCUAGGUGUCUACGACGCGUCGGAGUUAUAUCGUCUUGUCAGGCAUUUUCCGCUACCGACAUCUACACUCGCAUCAUUAUCAAUUUCACCUAACGGAGACUAUGUCGCAAUCUGGGAAGGGCCUAUGGAGUUCAGAGUCUACAUCCUGAAUCUUUCCGGCAAUACAGUGGGAAGCUUCACACCAGACCUUGACCCAGGGUAUGGAAUCCGGUCUGUAGUGUGGCAUCCAUCUGGCUUCUUCUUAUUGGUGGCGGGUUGGGAUGACAAGAUCCAUAUCCUAGAACGGCUUACAUGGGGGCCUGUGGCGCUUUUGGAAUUACAAAGUCGCAUUGGCAAUCCUGUGAUUGUUUGGAGGGAGCCUUCCGAUUGGUUAGAGAAGACGCAAGGAAGAGGGUUUCUUUCAUAUGAACGGCUGCAGCCACCACACAGCAUAGCUGUCGGCCGACCAGAUUUUUCCAAAGGCAACCCAAAAUCAGGGGUCGUACAGUUGUCCUUCAACGUGUCUGGCACCCUCUUACUAGCUCGUUUCGAGUCAGCACCAACGGCGGUGUUUCUUUAUGCGUUCCCUUCUGCGUCUGAUCACGACGUUCCAACGCGGCCGGAGGCCUCUGUUUCACUCGCGCCCAAGCUCAAAAGUGUCCUGAUACACACCAAUCCAGUCGUCGCUGCGAGGUGGAACCCCGUGAGAAAAGGAAGCCUAGCAAUUUCUUGCGGUACUGGAAGCAUAUAUCUCUGGAGUGACGAAUGGGUUGGAGACGACGCAACGGGAGAAAGUGAAGAAGUGGCGGAAUGUGUCGGAAUACCAGCCAGACAAUUCAACGCUCAAGAUAUUCGAUGGGCACCUGAUGGAAAGGGACUUAUAUUACUCGACAAGGAAGCUUUUUGUUGUGCAUUUGAAGUGGAGGACGAGGAGCAACCUGUGUAAACUACCAGUUUUAUAAGCCUUGUGCUGUACACAACACCAAUUGUAUUUCCAGGAACUUG